Bemisia tabaci is the source of this 1020-nucleotide messenger RNA. The record is from RefSeq and is a predicted model, not a curated record. Lineage: Eukaryota; Metazoa; Arthropoda; Insecta; Hemiptera; Aleyrodidae.
AUGACAGCAUCCGAUAUUCUUUCCGCGCGAUAUGAACCAUUGAUCGUUCGAUCAUUCUUCGACCAUAAGACAUCCGUCAACUACGAUGGUCGUACAAAACCUCUAGUUUCCAUCCAAGUCACCGAACUAAAUGAUGGAGUCUUCAUUGGCUGCUCAAUGAACCACGCUAUGGCUGAUGGAGCCUCCUAUUGGAAUUUCUGGAACACACUGUCCAAUAUAUUUCAAACGGAUGAAAGUAAAAAGAUUGAACGUCCUCCUGUAAACCUGAAACGGUGGUCCUCAGAGGGACGCGGUCCUUUAGUUGACUUCCCAGUCACUUUUCAAGAUGAGUUUAUCACCAACGUCGAUGUGCCCGAAGGUCAUGUAUCAAGAAAAUUUCACUUCUCGGCAGAGUCGGCCGCGAAACUGAAAGCGAAAGCAAAUUCAGAAUGCAAUACCACUGUGAUUUCAUCAUUUCAAUCGUUAGCCGCGCAUUUAUGGAGAUCCGUAACGAAGGCGAGGUGUCUGCCGAGCGAUCAGGUAGUUUCCUGUAACCCAGCUGUAAACAUCAGACCCAGGAUGAAGCCUCCUUUACCUCCUGAUUGUUUCGGGAGUAUGGUCAGUUCGGCCUCUGGUCAAGCUACUGCUGGCGAGCUCCUCGAAAAAAGUCUCGGUUGGGCGGCGUGGCAGAUACACAAAGCGAUCGUGGGCUUCACGGAUACUUCGGUGCGGGAAUUUGCGGAUGAAUGGGUUCGCACGCCAUGUAUAGUUGAUAUUACUAAGUUGUUCGUUCCUACUGCGAUGAAUAUCGGUGGUUCGCCGUGGUUCGAUAUGUAUGGGAAUGAGUUCGGGAUGGGCAAAGCGCUGACGAUUAUCUGUGGAACGGUGCUCAGGUUUGACGGGAGUAUAGAUACGUCUCCUGGACGUGAGGGUGGAGGAAGUGUGACUUUUCGGGUGUGCCUUGCAGCUCCUGCGAUGGAAGCACUGGAAUCUGACGAGGAGUUCAUGGCCUUUGUUUCUAGACCACUCCAAAGAGUAUAG